Drosophila busckii is the source of this 527-nucleotide messenger RNA. RefSeq lists its product as uncharacterized. The coding region runs from base 40 to 447 and encodes 135 amino acids. The transcript is spliced from 3 exons. NCBI's taxonomy places the organism in Eukaryota, Metazoa, Arthropoda, Insecta, Diptera, Drosophilidae. The record is from RefSeq and is a predicted model, not a curated record.
CGUAAAUAAUCAUAUUUUAAGCAUUAACAAUUGUUGAAAAUGGCAAGCACUAGCAAAGGAUAUGGCUGCUCUGUAAAGCCUUCGCCGCUGCAGACGCUGGUGGACAACACGUGUGGCAACGUAAGCGAUUUAAUACGCCGAUAUCGACGCAAGAUAUAUCGCGAAUCAACGCAGUCGCUGCAGCAGUGCAAGCCCCAGCUCCAGCCCCAGUCGCACAUGUGCUGCAAUGAACCCGCUCAAUGCAAUUUGCUAAACAAGACACAACGUUUGUUUGGCCACUGGAGCUGUGAGAAUGUGCUGCUUGGCCUUUUUCUUGGUCUAUUGGCACUGCUGCUGGCCGUGGGUUUCUUUCUGGUGCGACGCUACAAUCAUUCGUUCGCCUAUGGCUCGGGCGGCUGUGUCUCCUCCAUUUUGUAUCCCUUUAAGGAUUGCCCGAUCCAAGCAUAAGCUGCACAAUAAACUUUUGCACUUGCACAAAGGCGGUCCAGGGCUUGCUAAUUGGGCCGGCGGCGCUUUAGCGCGCGCUU